AGGAGAGGCUCUGAGAGGAGAGGCUUUAUCGUUUUACUGAACGUUGUCGUGAAUUUGGCCGCAUUCCUUGGCAGUAUUUCGAUCGAGUGCGAGUUUUCGCUGCGCCGGUGUAUGCGUGUAUGAUGUUGUGUGCGCUAUAGAGGGAGCGCUAGGAAGAGCGUGGUGUACUGAACCGAAUACCGUAGUCAGUACCGACGAGGAGUGUUGAUUCAAGGCGAGCGGAUCGCCGUGGGCGUCAUUGGCGACCAACACGUGCAUAUACGGAUUUGAGUGUGCGGGGCGUCGGUGUUGUGUUGUUGGCCGAUGCUUUAAGGGCUACGACUAAGACGACGACGACGACGAGUGCCGUGAUUUAACUAAUCAAUCGACUAUUAAUUAAUCAGCAAUUGAUGGUCGAUUGAUUGAUUGAUUCGGCACCUGCGUCGCUUACCGUUCACACAAUCAAACGAGCGUAGUAUAGAUAAACUCACACUCAGCUAAAAGCAGAAAGAGGGAGAGAGAGAGAGAGUGGUUGGUCUUAUGGCUCUCUGGCGUAGUGCUAGACUUGGGGCACAGCUGCAAAAGUCAUCAUCUGCGGCCUGUAAUCCGUUGAGUAGAACGUCGAUUGCGGCCUUUUCAUCCCGGUUAUUGAAUCAAACAAGCAGCCUUUUCUCAACUGCUCAGCCGCACCCAGAGGCAUCGGACUUGCAAACAAGGCUAAGGGAACUCAUUCCUGAGGAGCAGGCACGGCUCAAGGAAAUCAGAAAGAAAUAUGGCAAUGUUGUCCUCGGUGAAACAACUGUUGACAUGGCAAUUGGUGGAAUGCGAGGCAUCAAGGGUAUGAUCUGGGAGCCGUCUCUUCUCGAUGCAAAUGAGGGUAUUCGAUUCAGGGGGUUUUCUAUCCCAGAAUGUCAGAAGCUGCUGCCCAAGAUCAAACCGGAUGGCGAGCCCCUUCCAGAAGGCCUACUAUGGCUUCUCAUGACAGGAGAGGUACCGACGAUAGAGCAAGCUUUGGCUGUGUCGGAGGAGUUGAAGUCCCGUGCCAAAGUGCCAGGUCAUGUUGAGCGUGUGCUGAAUGCCCUGCCUAGCGGUACACAUCCGAUGACACAAUUCACGGCAGGGAUCAUGGCCCUCCAGACGGAAAGUGUAUUUGCUAAGGCGUAUGCAGGGGGCAUUCAUAAGAGCAGAUAUUGGGAGCCUUGCUACGAGGAUGCGAUGGACUGCAUUGCACGUGUGCCAGCCUUGGCAGCCAUGAUCUAUCGCAAGACGUUCAAGGAUGGAAAAGUGUUGCCUGGUGACAACAACCUGGACUAUUCUGGAAACUUUGCCCAUAUGAUGGGUUUUGAUGACCCCCAGUUUCAUGAGCUUAUGCGGCUGUAUAUUGUCAUUCACAGUGCGAAAUACAAAUUGGCACCUGUUGCAGGAGCCAUGAAUGAUAAGGAGGAUGGCAGGAGUUACUGGUCGGAGGGGGAAAUGGUGGGAAGUGCAUUGUCGGACCCUUACCUCUCAUUUGCGGCGGGAAUGAAUGGUCUUGCUGGACCACUACAUGGGCUGGCCAACCAGGAAUGUCUAAGGUGGCUUCGUCAUGUUGUUGAUGAGAUUGGGGUGGGUGCAAGCAAAGACGAGCUGCAACAGUUCGUGCAGGAUACCCUCAAGGCUGGAAAGGUUGUUCCAGGGUUUGGCCAUGCAGUUCUGAGGAAGACAGAUCCACGUUACACUUGCCAGCGGGAGUUUGCCCUGAAGCACCUUUCUGACAAUCCAAUGGUCAAACUGGUCUCCAAUGUCUAUGAGGUGGUUCCAGACGUCCUAUUGAAGACAGGGAAGGUCAAUAAUCCUUGGCCGAAUGUUGAUGCUCACAGCGGGGUGCUGCUGCAGCACUAUGGACUGACAGAAGAGAAUUUCUACACGGUGCUCUUUGGCGUUUCCCGCGCAAUGGGUGUUUUGACACAGCUUGUCUGGGAUCGGGCCCUCGGGCUGCCAAUCGAGCGGCCAAAGAGUUUGACUACAAAGGCGAUAGUGGAAUUUUGUGAGAAGAAAGCGUCUACAAUGGCUGCUGCUUGAGGAUGCUUUUCGAUUCAACUAUGUGCACAUGGAGGUGUGGUGUUCUUCUGUGCCUUGUAUCAUUAAGGAGGGACAUGGGCGCCAUUGCCAGUCCAUUGUCUGAUUUCUCCUGUCCAUGCGUAACCGCUGUGACGUAGCUUGUAUCCGACAAUGGUGGUUGCUCAGUACCAUUGUUUGUUUUCUUGGCUGACGUAAGGGUUUUCCAAAGGCAUAGGAGGAGAGGGUGUGUGAUGCAAGGAGAGGGUGUCUGAUUUCUCUGCUGUUUGCUUCGACUUCCCGAGUAGGAAAUUUCGCCUUAUCCUUUCCUCCACGUCGUUUGUAUGAUGUGGAAGGCACAAGGAAAACCCUCUGCUGUUCGCGUCGACUUCCCGAUUAGCUCUCUGAAGCUCUAUUGUCAGCUGCCAUUCGAACUCUGCCAGAGUCCCGGGUAGCCCAAGGUCUUCUUUGUUCUCUGUGAGCUUCGGAUCGGGCAGAGUUCUGGAUUUUCUCUAUUCGCUGAAACUCUCAGGUUCUGUAGGACGCUCCGGAUCCCAUUUGCAUUUACUCUGUUCUUCUUGAAAGUCCGUGUUCCAUUUCCUAUGUUCUUGAAAGUCUCAGAUAUCUUAGGUUCUUUAGAAAGUUCUCUGUUGUCGAGAACGAUGACAAAUGUGCAUUCCACACUAGAUGGUUGGCGGUGGGUGGAGACUCUGCAUCAUCCGCGGUAAGCUCUGCCACAUGGGAGCAAAAGGAAGCUGGCGGAUAAGCCCCUCCACGUGGGAGCAAAAGGAAGGAGGGUGGUGGUGGGUGUGUUCCUCACAACUUGUCCUCCAUGGCGGGCUGCAGUCUUGAAGUGGUAUGUAUCUUGGCUUCUUCUUUGAAAAAUGGUCCGCGACUGCAAUGCAGCAUUCUCGUUCAAUGCUGUUUUCAUCGAAGAUGCUGGAUUCAUCAAUGAGAAGUCGAAUGAUUUUCGUCGAACGGGAGGCAAAUGUGUUGAGCAUGCAUCGACUACUAUGUGGCACAUACUUGCAAUUGCAACCUCUGCUCCUUGAGCAACUGGCAGUGUGGAAAACUUACUCAGGUUCGCCCAUCGGAUAUGUUAGGAGCAUGGCACUGAAAAUCUCCAAUUUGAGCGCCCACCUCUCUUACCAGGGCAUGCUUGCUUGUGACUUGCAUCAAGAGUAUUGGUUGGUGUCCACUGUCCUCCCUGGCGCGAAUGGAUGGGUAUGGCACAGCGGGGAUGCAUGCAAUCAGCAUCGAGUCGAUCCAUCCUCAAUGGGAAGGGUACGAUGCUCUGUAGGGGGUAGGGUUUAGGGGGUGCCAAUAAUUUCUGCAGGGUCUACUCUGGAAGGCGACCUUUGUUUGGAAGGGUACCUCGGAGGGGAUGGUGUUUAGAGGUUGCCAAUAAUUUCUGCAGGCUCUACUCUGGGAGGUGACCCUUGUUUGAAAGAGGGUACAAUGCACUCGCCUCAGUUGUGUGUUGGGUGGCUGAACGGGGGGUUCUUGUGCAUUGCACUCUACUGACCGGUAGUUGAAACACUUGACUGUCGUGUGGCCUGACCUGUACUGCAACCUGCAUUCUUAACUGGAGAGCCUUUCAACAGUGUCUACUGUGGGAGGUGGCACUCGAUUGGAAGGGUACAAUGCGCUUGCUUAGUGUGUGUUGUGUUGGGCAGUUGAACGGGGGUUUCUUGUGAAUCGCACGGCUGACGGGAUGUGCCUUUCAACCUUGUCUAUUGUCUGUGACCUGACCUGUACUGCAACCUGCAUUCUUGACUGGGAGAGCCUUUCAAGGUUGUCUGUUGCCAUAGUGAUCCGGGGGCCUGAUUGUGAGUCUUCAAGUCGAACAGAGACGAAAGUCGGCCAUAGUGAUCCAGGGGCCCCGUGUGGAAGGGCUCUCGCUCGACGGAUCGAAGGUACGCCGGGGAUAACAAGCGGACGACUCCCAAGAGCUCAUAUUGACGGAGUCGUUUGGCACCUCCUCUCCAUCUGUCGCCUGACCUGUACUGCAACCUGCAUUCUUGACUGGAGAGCCUUUUGAGGUUGUCUGUUGCCUACCGUCUUCGUCUGACUAGAACGCGCGGUCAUUAUUGCAGCAUCUGGAGUGAAGUUGUGCCAAAUACAGCUAUAAUGGCCGGGCGUUCUAUCCGGUUUGUCCCUCCUCGUGUCUUCAUCGGGGACGGCUAUGGGCAGGAUGGAUCUUGCAGGAGGAAGGUCAGUUGUCUGCCAUUGCAGUUUUUCCUAGUAGUCUAUAAGUUCUGGGUCUGUGGUAGUGCAAGGGCCAUGGUGUCAACUCGCUUGCCUAAAGUCGCAUACAUAAGAAAAACAAACAACAGAACAAACAUAUACUUAGGGUACGGUGCUUAUGGUGUAUACAUGUGUCCGACACUAUGUAUAUAGUACUAUAUAUGUAUCUUAGUAAUAUCUAUAUAUAUAAAUGCAUAUGACACUGUGUGUGUAUACGUACUGUAUUCAUAUAUGUCGGUACUUUGCCCGAUGGUCGUCCCGAGGAAGUUGUCCCACCACGAAUGGAUGGGCCCCCACUACCUGUUGUGCGGCACCAGUAUGGUCACUGCAAAUGGCAUAGGGAAUCUGCAAUGUGUUGGGGCGUGGCCACCCAGGUCUAGGAAAUAACGUUGAGUUUUGCGAGAAAGGUUGUUGUAUGGACAUGGCCAGCUGAUUGGAUUGCUUUGCAGGUUUGGAGUUGAACUUCUUGAAUGUCGAAACUACUGGUUGAGGGGUUGGAUUUGUACUGUAUGCUAGAGGAGGGCUACUGGGGGCUGUCGAAUGCUCCCGGCAUUUGAAUAACCCUCAGUGUUUCGGCUUUCGAAAUGGUGAAUGUGUUGUCGAGUGUGAUGAUGUGAUCUUAUCAUGGAUGGGUUAUAUUACCCAACUCUUCCUCUUUCCAAAGAGUCCCUUGUUUUGCUCAUGUUGUGUUCAUGGGUUGGCAGCGGUAUUCGGCAUUGGACAUGGUUUUGACUACUAAGAGAAAUGAUAUAUGCACGCAGCACCGUUCAGUUAAUGAAUAGUAUGUCUUAGGUGGCACCAGGCAUGUAAUACCAGAAUAGCCAUCGGAUCAUUGAACCACGAGUACGUUUGCCAGCUAUUUUUUUCAGAGUAGCGGCUCGCAUGCUGCUGCAAUUUUUGGGGGCUCUGCCCCCAGAGCAAUGUGGCUGGUGGCACUAGUGAAAAGGAGGCCUGCGCUCCAUUCUCUUUUGGUGCACAGGGCAUUUCCAGCCCAGGAGAAAAGUAUUGGUGGUUUUGAGUAGUAUUUUUUUCUUAGAUCAGUCCAAAUCAUAGGUAGUAUGGUCAGACGUCUGCAUCGGUCUGGCGUCCAGGUUGGGCAUAACCAUGGUUGUGCCCUAGUUUUGAGCACUUCGUCUGUAUGGUAGGGGCAACGUCACAGGAAUGUCAGCCUAAUGGUACUGUGUUGUUGAACUAUGCUGCUGAAAAGAAAUAGAAAAAAAAAAGUAUUUUGAUUCUUUCCGUCUCUUGGUGGCACGAGUAUGAUCACUGGACGGUGGCCACACCUGCUCUGUUUCCUCUUAAUUGCCCCCAACCUCCCUCGUCCGCUUCUUCCCCUGUUCCCAUCUUGUCAAUCGCAUUGUUGUCGUUCUGCGCGUACUACCUGCUCUGUUUCCUCUUAAUUGCCCCCAACCUCGUCCGCUUCUUCCCCUGUUCCCAUCUUGUCAAUCACAUUGUUGUCGUUCUGUGCGUACUUUGUUACGAGUUCUUCGGUCCACCCCUACAUUUCAUCUCCUUUUCGCCCUCUCAUUCACCCCUCUUUACAACCUUUUGCAUGUGACACCAACCUCAUUAGUGUCUAUGGCAGUAUGACAAGGCCGAGUGACAGCGAUAUCUCCUAAACACAGUUCGAGUAGAAGGGUUCCUUGCGUCGUUAAAUGACCAGUACAUGGCAGCCAUCGCCUGCGGACCGCUUUCUGAGGAUGCACGCCAUCGAGUUAUUCUAUAGACGGGAAGCAAGCCUCCGAAUUUCUAGGAGAGACUCGAUUGGACUUCCAACUUAUCUGUGACCAUGUGCUGGUGCUUUAAGGGGGAAACUCGGUACAGCCGGAAAUGUCUGUGAAGUUACGAUGAACAUAUUUGCAACUGUCGUGCCGGGAAAAUGGGUCAGCAUUCUUCACAACAUUCAUAACUGGGGUGCGAGGAAGAGUUGAAAGAAAAAGCGUCGGUGGGGUGUGAUUUACGGAAUCGGAGGGAAGAGUACAGGUGCAGGGAAGUCCAUUGUGUUAAUAUUUUGGUAUUCGACUUGUUUGGACUUGUUUGGAAGUUAACCGAUUUGUCUGUCUAAUAUCUGACCACAGCAAAGGUGUCACUGUCACUAAUAUGAUAAAAUUCUUUUGGCUGU
Messenger RNA from Chara braunii, 6385 nucleotides. The record is from the annotation of a GenBank genome assembly. NCBI's taxonomy places the organism in Eukaryota, Viridiplantae, Streptophyta, Charophyceae, Charales, Characeae.